Paramuricea clavata is the source of this 474-nucleotide messenger RNA. The record is from the annotation of a GenBank genome assembly. Lineage: Eukaryota; Metazoa; Cnidaria; Anthozoa; Malacalcyonacea; Plexauridae.
AUGGGAGGAUAUCGUUCCAUGUGGCAUGCACUCUGUAUUAGUGGCCAUCAAGUACCACGUAAUGUGGUUGAGCAACUAAUGAGAGAACUUGACCCUGAAGGAUGCCAAAUCAGGAAAGCAAGGCGCUUACGCAGAAGGACAUAUCAGGUGCCUGGUCCCAACCAUUGCUGGCACACUGAUGGGUAUGAUAAACUGAAGCCAUAUGGUUUCCCCAUCCACGGCUGCAUAGAUGGAUGGAGCAGAAAAAUUAUUUGGUUUCGUGUUGCAAGAUCCAAUAACAACCCAAUAGUUCCUGGACUGUUCUAUGUUGAAAGUGUGGCAGAAUAUGGCUGUCCUGUGAAAUUGCGAUCAGACUGUGGAACAGAGAAUGGCGUUAUGGCUGCAUUGCAGUGCGAAUUUCGCUCCUCCUCAGAUGCCCAUUUUUUGGAACAUCCCCAGCUAACCAGAGAAUUGAAUCCUGGUGGUCACAAUUGA